Molecule: messenger RNA, 2035 nt
Organism: Vanessa atalanta (red admiral)
Lineage: Eukaryota; Metazoa; Arthropoda; Insecta; Lepidoptera; Nymphalidae
Exons: 5
Coding region: 122-1684 (520 amino acids)
Source: RefSeq, a predicted model, not a curated record
UCGUAAAACUCAACGGCCAUUAUGACAGUUGCGUCAAAUAUUGAAUUUAAAAAAGUUUUGUUUGUAAUCAAUGUUACUAAUUCCAUUAUUUUUAUUUAAAUAGCUCAAAAUCAACUAGAAAAUGGAUUCUGCAGUGAAAAAUAAGUCUAUCACACAGCCUAAGACUAUGGCGGAAUUAUUACCUGGACUGUGUGGUAUACUAUCAAAGGAUGCAGUUCAUACACUUACGGCAAAAAAACAAUCUCGACCCACCAUGAUUCAAUCGCGGACUGCUGAGAAAGUAUUAAAACCAAUGACUAUUGCGCAAAUGAGGGGUGACAUAUUAGCAUUAAGAGUACAGUCACCUAGAAAAUUUGCCUUACCCACGGCAUCAGCAAAGAAAAGACAUUGGAAUUCAUCAGUGAAAGUAGAAAACAAAAAUAAAAGUCACACAGCAGAUGGACAAAUGAAGUAUAAUUCUGUCAGAAAAGUCCUUAAUUUUCAAUCUAAACCAAAACCUCCAAAUACAACCAGAGCAACAAUGGCAAUACCUGAAACUGUUAAAUUUCCGAAACCAGAAAUAAAAGCAAAGAAAUCACUACACAUUCAAAAUAAUAAUAAAAAUAAUGUGAGGAUUAGUGGAAUAUGCCAUAUACCAGAAACCCCUGUCGUAACUAAUAAGCUCAAUAAAAACCGUAUGACCAUUCAGCAACAAAUCAAUAAGGAGAAUAACUCAUACAUCGCUAAUUUAAACAAAAAGCUUGCAGCUUCUAAGUCUCAGAAUUCCCAAAAAGUUGUAACCAAACCUGAAACACCCCUUGCUAAUAUGUCGUUUAAAUCGAACAGUGAUGCCAGUUUCCUUGAAAAAGAAAAAGAAAUUAAUGACAUAGAAGAGAAAACAAAAGCAUUAACAGAAGAACAGACCUUGGAAAAUAUAGCAGAAGUAACACCACCUGUUUCAACACCAUUCAAAGAAUACAGAAAUGUUCAAGAAUUUUUUAACCAUACAACUGAAUCUGAUAACUCAGCUUUAUAUAACGACACAAUUAUGUGUUUUGAAAAAAUGUCUGUCAACAAUGAAAUUAAAAGGGAAGAAAGUGUUAUAGUUUCUCUUUGUGAUAUGUUAAAUAAAGCUGCCGUUACAAACUCUGAUAAGAUCAGCACUGAACUAGAAGAUUUACUUGAAGUGGAGAAACAAACAGAAAAAAAUAUAAAAAUGAUUGAAAAUGGUAUUAAAACAUUGAAACAUAUCAAAGAAUCGCAACUGAAAUCUUUGCAAUUUGUAAGAAAACUAAUAAAUGAAAAGAGGGUACAAAAAGUUACCCAGAGUGAAAUGAAUGAUCAAAUUAAAAAGGAACAAGUUAUAAAUGAGCCAUUUAAAAAAGAAACAAGUUCAGAAACAAGUCCCAUACUAAGCAGGCCUUCUGUUAUUAAAGCAAAAUCACCUUCUUAUAAGAUCCCAAAAAAAAAUUUGUGUAUGAGGAAAAAGGUAUUUUAUAAGUCUAUGCCAAAUGUAUCUGAUGUAAUGCAAACUCCCAAUAAGAAUACAGACAAAGCUUUGAAUAUGUAUAUGGAAAUGAAAGAGAAAAUGAACUUCUUGAACACACCGUUAGUGAAACACCGUAGUAUAGAACCUCCAGACACGCCCGCCGUCACAUCACACAAUUUACAAGUGCAAUUAGACAAACUAUUCAAUGGAAGCUAAAACUUGAGAGCACUCUCCAAAUUACUGGAGUGUGCUAAUAUUUAUUUUCAGUUAAACAACUAACAUGCAGUGGACUCUUCAUUGCUGUAUUUUUUUACAGCAAUUCUAUCUAAUUAUGAAAUUCUUAACAUUAUAUAUUUGUAUAAACAAUUCAAUUAUUACAUAAUUUUACUAAUAUAUUAUUAAAUUUAACAUUUUUUAAACCAAAUAUGCUACUGGCUAGCUUAAUAAUUUAAUCUUAUAUACUUUGACUGCAUUUGAGCUAAAUGCUUUGCAUAUUUGUAGUGGGUUGUUAUUUCAUUAUAAUGUUAGAUAAAUUUUGUACAUAAUGGCAAAUUUUUAUAAUAAAGA